Closterium sp. Naga37s-1 is the source of this 2418-nucleotide messenger RNA. The record is from the annotation of a GenBank genome assembly. NCBI's taxonomy places the organism in Eukaryota, Viridiplantae, Streptophyta, Zygnematophyceae, Desmidiales, Closteriaceae.
AUGAAGUCCAUUGCGGUUUCCCUAGUGAUUGUCGCCGAGCGUGUUCCUUCUCCGCGCUGCGUUCCGCGUUCCGCGCGACUCUGGCCCGUGGCACUCCGCGUCCACCCCGCCUUGCCCCCGGGAACGCGCCCCUUGGCGAGCGUUACAGUAACGAGCGAACGUAAUAGAAUACCCUUGCCUCGCGCGGGCCUACUCUCCUCCGCCCACUCGCUAGCCGCCGCUUCCCCCUUCCGCACCGACUGCUGCGCCGCUCCGCCAAGCGCAGCGCGCGCUCCCCCCGGCAGGCGGAGGGCUUGGCGCGCAGCGGCUGCAGGGGGCGCGGGCGAGGCGGAUGCGGGGACGGCGCCGCUGGUGACCACUGCGGGCGAUGGCGCAGUGAGGGCGGUGUCUGCAACACGCUUCGGUCUCUUCCGCUCACCUGUGUCAUGCGGUGUAGAGAGCGCCACCAGCGCCCACGGGCUGCCAAUGGCGCUCUCAAGUGUUGCAGCGUCGAUCUUUCCCCACACCCUCCCCUUUCAGUGUUUGCAACACGGUCAGGCCUUUUCCGCUCGCCAGUAUGCGGGGGGGGUAGAGAGCGCAACGAGCGCCCACGGGCUGCCAGCCCCAGCAGUGGCAGUGCGCAAUCUGGUGGAGCAGGCGCAGUACGCACAGCGCAGCUCUGCUCCAUCAUGCCCCACUCGCACCACCGCCGCACGGGGUAUCCCCCGGGGUCACUUGUUGCGGGCAUGGAAUGGGAAAGUGGGUAAGCGGGAAGGGGGGAGAGAGAGGGGGGGGGUGGGAGGGGAGGUGGGGAAGGGGGAGGGGUGGGUGAGCGAGGUUGGAGCGGGGGUGGGAGUGAAUGUGCACGGGGAACGAGCGAGGAAGACAACUCCCACCUCCUUCACCACCUGCACUUUUCCAACUGCUCCACAAUUCUGCCCUCGUGCCCAUGCACUCGGCUCUUCCCUCUCGCUCACAGGUGCGCAAGGCGGCCAAGGGUGGGGAGGCCCCAUCGCCGCCAUCCAACGCUUCGAUGCCCCUGUCGGGUCAGUGCCCCCGCCGUCCACCCUACGCGCUCCUGCUGCUGCCCCGCUCGCUCAUUACUUCACUCAGCUCAUGCUGCUGCACGCUCUCUUACCACCCCUCAAACCGCAUGUGCUCCAAAGAUCCCUGCCACGCCUUCACCUUCCCCCUUUUUCCUCUCUCUCUCUCUUCCUCUCCCCUCCUCUUCCUUCCCCUCCACUCCCCUCCAUUACCCCUCUCAUCUCAACCCCCCUCUCCCCCCACCAGGCGAUGGAGAUAGAGAACGGGGUGUUCCUGGGGCCGGUGGGCUACCUCACCUUGCAGGGCCCCAUGGGCUUCACUGCUCGCCGCCUCGCCUUCACCUUCCACACACUCACCCUCAACCUCGGCCCGCUGCCGCCCUUCCAGGUCAGCCUGCCGUCCUUCCAGGUCAGCAUGCCGCCCUUCCAUACCAGCCUGCCGCCCCUCCAGAUCAGCAUGCCACCCUUCCAGGUCACCUGCGUCUUCCAGGUCAGCCAGCCGCCCUUCCAGGUCAGCCUACGCCCUUCCAGUCCUCCCCUUUCCCAUGGCACACGCUUCUCCUCCUCGGCCACAUGGCAGGGGGAGAUAGGCGGCGAGGAGGACAAGGGGAGGGUGCAAGGGGAGGGCAAGGCGGGCAGCAGGGACCCGUUCUUCACCUGGUUCUACGUAGACGAUUGCAUCGCUGCUGCCAGGGGCAGAGGCGGCGGUGCUGCUUCAGUCGGGCAACUUCAGUCGGUCGGGCAACUUCAGUCGGUCAACUUCAGUCGGUCGGGCAACUCUUUCCUCCCCUCCUUCAGUGUCCGCCACGCGUUCAGGUCUCUUGCGCUCACCUGUCUCAAGGGGAGUGGAGAGCGCAUCAGCGCCCACGGGCUGCCGGCCCAGCGCUGUGGUAGCAAGCAGUGCGCAGCCUGGUGGAGCGGGCGCAGCACGCGCAGCGCAGCUCUUCUCCAUCAUGCCCCGCUCGCACCACCUCCGCAAAAGACCUCGUGUUCCUGCUCUCCCCUCUCGGCAUGCACUCGCGCAACCUCCACUCGGACCCGGGGUGGAGCGGCCUUGCCAAUGCCCGCACCACCAUUUUUGGAGAUCUCUGCUCCUGCCGGCCAGCCAGCAGGUAACUUGCUACUUGAUGCCAGGUACCAGGCACAGCACACGGGGUGGAACGAGCAGCAGCAGCAGCAGCAGCAGCGGCAGCAGCAGCAGCAGCAGCAGCAGCAGCAGCAGCAGCAGCAGCAGCAGCAGCAGCACCAGCACCAGCACCAGCACCGUGGUGGUGCAGAUUCGGGGGUGGAGCGGCCUUGCCAACGCACGUGCCACCAUCUUUGGAGUUCUCUACCCCCCCCCGCCUCCGCCCAGCCAGCAGGUGCGAUUUCCACUCCUGCCGUGCCGCCCAGAUAG